AUGGCGAUCCCGGCCAACAUCAUCUACUUCACGGGAUACGAGUGGCUGCGGUUCAACCGAGCAGGCAGCCCGAUCGCGCGGGCGGUGCCGGACGACUACGCACCGCUGGUAGCAGGCUCGGCCGCGCGCAUACUCGCCGCCACCGUGGUGUCGCCCAUCGAGCUGUUCCGCACCCGUCUGCAGGCCGUGCCCGAGCGCGCCGCGACCAACCCGCUCACCUCCACCUUCCGCGGCAUCCAGGACAUGGUCGCCGCCCACGGCUACCGCUCCCUCUGGCGCGGCCUCUCCCUCACCCUGUGGCGCGACACCCGCACCCAAGUCUUCCGGGACACCACCACCUCCACCUCAACCACCACCACCGCAUCCGCCACCGCCUCCGCAGCCGCCCCCGAAGAGCGCAACAUGGCGCGCCUGCUGUGGCACAUCUUCCGCACCGAAGGCCUGCCGGGGCUGUUCCGCGGCGGGGUGCCGCGCACGUUGCGGGUCGCGCCCGCCUGCGCCAUCAUGAUCAGCAGCUACGAGGUGGGCAAGCGCGUGUUUCGCGGGGUGAAUGAGCGGGCGUUGGCGGAGCGGAGGGGGCUUGUGCAGGGAGGGGGUGGGGGUGCGACGGCGGUGGGGGGGCAUGAGUGA
Molecule: messenger RNA, 630 nt
Organism: Chaetomium globosum CBS 148.51
Lineage: Eukaryota; Fungi; Ascomycota; Sordariomycetes; Sordariales; Chaetomiaceae
Exons: 2
Coding region: 1-630 (209 amino acids)
Biological process (GO): mitochondrial transmembrane transport
Source: RefSeq, a predicted model, not a curated record